CAGGACAGAAAGAGAAAGGGACAGAGCAACAGUGAUGCAUCUGCCUCACGCACCCGAUGAGGAAAAUUGCGUCAGUUGCGCACGCAGGGCAGGCUUCAAAUGCGCUCAGCGGAUGAUAUAGAGGCGCACUGUGGAGAGAGAGGGGGAGAAAAAAGUUGUUACCAAGGAGAGGCAGGACGACUCUCGGAGCCCCUGCAGUCUCACUUUUAUGCCUCUAAAACUCUCUCCCUGCUACUUGUCUGCCUUUUCGCGGCGCAGCGCAGCUUUUACGCGUCGGGAGGACGUUUUCUACGCUUUUAUUUCAAUAAGUGAAGUUGAAAGAUCCCCCUUCCGCCUCCAACACCAUGGAGCUGCUCUGCCUCGAAAUGGACACCAACAUACGAGCUCGUCCCGAUCCGAACCUCCUGCGCGACGACAGAGUUCUGCAGAGGUUGCUGACUAUCGAGGAGAGGUUUCUGCCCCAGUAUUCUUAUUUCAAAGGCGUCCAGAAAGACAUUCAGCCUUUUAUGAGGAGGAUGGUCGCUACUUGGAUGUUGGAGGUCUGCGAGGAGCAGAAGUGCGAGGAAGAAGUUUUUCCUCUGGCCAUGAACUACUUGGACAGAUUUUUAGCAGUGGUACCGAUCAAAAAGUGCAACCUGCAGCUGCUGGGAGCAGUCUGCAUGUUUCUUGCCUCCAAAUUGAAGGAGACUCGUCCAUUAACGGCAGAGAAGCUUUGCAUCUACACAGAUAACUCCAUUAGACCACAGGAGCUGCUGGAAUGGGAACUGGUGGUUUUGGGGAAGUUGAAGUGGAACUUGGCAGCAGUAACACCAAACGACUUCAUUGAGCACAUUGUGAGGAGGCUGCCGCUGCCCGAGGAUAAGCUGGCACUUAUACGGAAGCACGUCCAGACCUUCAUCGCGCUCUGUGCCACAG
This is a messenger RNA of Fundulus heteroclitus (mummichog), 915 nucleotides long. RefSeq names its product cyclin D2, a (gene ccnd2a). Gene Ontology annotation, molecular function: cyclin-dependent protein serine/threonine kinase regulator activity. Gene Ontology annotation, biological process: regulation of cyclin-dependent protein serine/threonine kinase activity; positive regulation of G1/S transition of mitotic cell cycle; mitotic cell cycle phase transition. NCBI's taxonomy places the organism in Eukaryota, Metazoa, Chordata, Actinopteri, Cyprinodontiformes, Fundulidae. The record is from RefSeq and is a predicted model, not a curated record. Gene Ontology annotation, cellular component: cyclin-dependent protein kinase holoenzyme complex; nucleus; cytoplasm.